This is a messenger RNA of Ipomoea triloba (trilobed morning glory), 3102 nucleotides long. RefSeq names its product integrator complex subunit 3-like. Gene Ontology annotation, cellular component: cytoplasm. The transcript is spliced from 5 exons. Bases 437 to 1846 code for a protein of 469 amino acids. The record is from RefSeq and is a predicted model, not a curated record. NCBI's taxonomy places the organism in Eukaryota, Viridiplantae, Streptophyta, Magnoliopsida, Solanales, Convolvulaceae.
GUCGCAGGACGGCAGGGCAGGAGUCGCAGCCCUUUCGCCGGUCGCCGCCGCUCACUGCCUCACGCCCUCGCGCUUCGUCGAGUCCCGGUCGCCGGUCUCCGCUCAUCGCCCUCACGGCCCUCACCCAUCUCGGACUCUUGGUUCUUCACUUCUUCAAAGUUCCAACUCCAAGGUGGAAUUGAAGUGUUCCAGAAUCCAGAUUGACAGUAUGGUUGUAUGCCUAUAAGUCUAUAACUUCUGGACUUUAUGCAGAUUGGCAGUAUGAACUUGAUGAAGUAUGAAACUACGAAGAAUUCAGAUUCCAUAAAUCCAAGCCUCCAGACUCCAAAAUUUCAAUAAUCUAUUCCAGGGGCUCACCUCACUGGCCGAAAUAUACAUACCAGACAUUGUGAUUUUUUAGGAGUUAAAGUUGCUCCCUUUUUGAUCCUCAAUCCAAAUGGCUGGAACGCUGAUUUACAGAGCCACUCUCGACACGGAGAACCUACUCGAAGCAUCGCUGAGGGAAUCUUUCAACCUUCACGAACCACAUCUACGGCCACCCUUUUCUCUCAGAACUUUCACUCUGGACCAAUACUCGAGCCUCAACGAUGCCAUGCUUUUCGGCCUUCUACGGGAACCCCAUUUCGCGAAAACCCACAUCAAGCACCUCCACGCUAUCACCACUGAUGGGUAUUGCUACUUCACCUCUAUGAUUACCAGAAUCGUGGAUGAAUUGUAUGGAAAGUUUAUUGAUUCUGCGAAAAUUCAGCUGAUUUGGUUGACAAAUGAGAUGAUUAAUGUGUUAGCUGUAGGGUUUGAUAGGCUGCUAGUGGCUCUUCUAAGGCAAAUUGUAGGGGGAGAUUUCAGUGAAGGUAAUUUAUGGCUGUGUUCUGAGAUGGUUAGUGUUUUUCUUAACAAAUGGGACUGUAUACUAGAAGAAGAACCCUUGAUUUUGACUUAUGGUUUGUAUGUGUUUCUUAGGGUAUUGGCUGAUCAUAGUAGGUUAUGUAGUGAUCCAAGGCUAGAUGUGUUGAAGAGAUUGGAGAUAGAGUUUUGUAUUAGGGUUUUGAGGGAACAAUUUGCUUUGUGUUUGAAGAUAGGGAGGGAUCUCAUUAGGCUUUUACAAGAUUUGGUCCAUAUAGCUGAGUUUAAGUCCAUAUGGAAAGAUUUGUUGAAUCCAGGGCAGUUCAAAGUGGAUGGUUUUGAGGGUGUAUCGCAAAUAUAUUGUUUAAGGACACCAAGUUUGUAUUUUUCGCUUAGAAUCAUGCCUGAAAUGGAGAGGAAGUUGCGAUAUUUGGCUAUGAAUGUGAAGUUUGGGAAUCAGAGGAGGUACCAGGUGUGGUUUGCGAAAAAGUAUUUGUUUUUGUCGGAGAGGGAGACUCUUUUGGUAGACGUUGUUAGGUAUAUCUGCUCUAUGCGCCACCCCUCAGGUGAAGUUAUAGAACCCGAGGCAAUUCCGAGAUGGGCUGUGAUUGGUUGGUUGUUGAAGUGUUGCCGGAAAAGCUAUAUUGGAGCGAACUUGAAGCUGGCUUUGUUUUAUGAUUGGCUGUUCUUUGAUGAGAAGGAGGAUAAUGUAAUGAGCAUUGAACCUGCAGUUUUGUUGAUGGUGAACUCUAUUCCAAAGUAUGCUGAUGUGACCAACACCCUUCUUGAGUUUCUCUUGAUUUUGGUUGAGAAUUAUGAUGUUGAUAGGAAGGAUCUCAUCAUCAAUGGGGUAGUAAAUUCUAUUCAUGUUCUUGUUAGUAAAGGUGUUAUUGGCUCACUUGAUGUCUUGACUCACUGCGAUCUGCUGUCUCCCUUGCUCAGAGAAAUGCUCGGAAAAUUGUUACUACUCACCCAAACUACCCAUUCCGAAGACUUGCAAUGAGCCUGUCUUCCCGAUAAUAUUUAGAUCUCAUUACACAAACUGCCCACCAGUUUCAGCCAUGCUAGACAUGUUUGAAGAUGGGAAAAUUGAACUGAAGUGGGGAGUAGGUAGACUGAAAUUGGCUUCAAAAGCUAUUUUGGCUAACCGUAUAGAUAUAACAAGCAAAGAAGCAAGGGAGAUUGGCAUCGAUGGAUAGUGAGCAACAAGAGGGCAUGCUUGAAUAAGUUCACCGAAUCAACAAGUGUUUAUGAAAUCACCCUGCAAUCAAGAAUCCCUGAAAAGAAACAGAUAUGCUUUAGACACAAAGGUAUAAGAAUCAAAUACCAAAGCUCAUAAAAGGCAAGGAAUGCAUAUGUUUAUGAUUUGUUGUUUUUCCUGUUUUCUUUUCAUACUAAACCUACAGGGUUACCACUCAACAUCAUGUUAUGAAGAGAUGAAUUUGAUGUGUCAAUACAGUUCCAGUCUACGUAUAUGGUUUUGAAAGAGAGUUGAAAUUGCAGAUUUGCAAGAUAUGUAGAAAAUAAUAGUGAAUUGUAGUUGUGAUGAUAGUAGUGAAUUGCAGUUGUGAUGAUAUGGCAAUAGGACUCACUUUAAAAAAAGAGAGGUUUUUCCAAGGAUGUAGAUAGCGGAGUAGUAGUGAAUUGCAGUUGUGAUGAUAUGGCAGUAUGACUCACUUUCAAAAGAGAGAGUGUUUCGAGGACGUAGAUACGAAAUAGUAGUGAAUUGCAAUUGUGAUGAUAUGGAAGUAAGACUCACUUUCAAAAGAAUUGUCAAGAUAAGCUGGAAAGGGAAAGUCCAUCUUGCCAGCACUUGAGAAGGCAAUCGAAGAAUCGCCCAUGGUGGUGGUCGUCUUCUCCGAGCACUAUGCUGAUUCCACAUGGUGUUUGGAGGAACUGGUGAAAAUCAUGGAGUGUAUCAAGGUGAAAGGUCAUAUGGUUGUUCCCAUUUUCUAUGGUGUCGAUAUGGCGUGGAUUGGUGAGGAAACAGAAGGGAAAGUAUGGAGUAGACUUUGAAGGACAUGAGAAGAGAUUUGAGAAAGAAGGAAAAAAGGUGAAGAAAUGGAGGAAAGUGCUGGAGGAUGUAUCCUAAUUGUUCGGUUGGGAUCUGGACAACACUGAAAAUGGGUAAAUCUUUAAUUCUAGUAAUAUCUUAUACUCAAUUUCUCUUUAUGUCAUAAUUUAUAUCGUAUCUAAAUUUUGAGGUCAAUGGAUGUAAGUUAUAUCAAGUCAAAUAAAAUGUGUUUUCUUUUGCACCCA